Saccostrea cuccullata (small rock oyster) is the source of this 2505-nucleotide messenger RNA. Its product is annotated as proline dehydrogenase 1, mitochondrial-like. The transcript has 7 exons. The record is from RefSeq and is a predicted model, not a curated record. Lineage: Eukaryota; Metazoa; Mollusca; Bivalvia; Ostreida; Ostreidae. Gene Ontology annotation, molecular function: FAD binding; proline dehydrogenase activity. Bases 1 to 831 code for a protein of 276 amino acids. Gene Ontology annotation, cellular component: mitochondrion.
AUGGUUGUCCCAAAUGUCAAGACAGGAGAGAUAGAGCCUUUGGUGGCUUCACUCCAGGUAGAGGAAGAGGAACAACUGAAUCAGAUGCUGUUGAGAUUAAAUGAAAUAGCAGAGUAUGCUAUAGAGAAGAAUGUGCGAGUGAUGGUGGAUGCAGAGCAGACCUAUUUUCAGCCGGCCAUUAGUAGAUUAACCAUUGAAAUGAUGAGGAAAUUCAACAAGGAGAGGGCUGUCAUAUUUAACACAUACCAGUGUUACCUAAAGUCUGCGUUUAAAUCCGUAAAGCUGGACUUGGAUUUAUCAAAUCGUGAAGAUUUCUAUUUUGGAGCAAAAAUUGUACGAGGGGCAUAUAUGGAACAGGAGAGAGAACGUGCAGCAACCAUUGGCUAUGAUGACCCCAUUCAGCCCACAUUUGCAGCUACCUCACACAGCUACCAUAGAGUGGUGGAGGAAAUCAUGAACCAAAUCAACCAGAGACCUCGAGGGAAGAUAGCGGUCAUGGUGGCUAGUCAUAAUGAAGAGACCGUCAAAGUGACAGUGGAGAAAAUGAAGAAGAACAAUAUUGGACCACAGGAUAGAUUGAUCUGUUUUGGUCAACUUUUGGGCAUGUGUGAUCACAUCAGCUUUCCACUAGGACAGGCUGAGUACUCCGUUUAUAAGUAUGUCCCUUACGGCCCAGUGGAGGAAGUUUUGCCCUACCUGUCCAGGAGGGCGAUGGAAAACAGGGGGAUUCUAAAGAAGGUCAAGAAGGAGAAACAUUUACUCUGGCAGGAGUUACGUCGCAGGAUUAAAGGGGGCGAAAUACGAUAUAAUCCAACUCAGGCAUCAGCUUAAAAUCAUAGAGGCGAAAUCCAACAACAUCUUUGUCUAAAUGUUAUAAACUGAUGAGGAGUCCUAAGUUAGGCACAGAAUUAAUUCUGGAUUUUAGACUGUACUGAAUUGAUACUUCAACAUUUGACUUCUGUAUACACUCCACAGUUUGUAUGAAGUUUUAACUUGAAAAGUAUCAGUUUAAUCACAAUGGUGAUUGACAAACUGUAACACUAUCUCUGUAUAGUCUAAAACUAAACAUGUGCAGAUAUAUAGAUUUGAUGCUAUGCAUAAUGAAAUACACAUGUAUAUAUAUUUAUGUCACUAUUUAAAUUCUGUCAUUCCACACAGAAUAUUUCUCGUUCUUUGUUCCAUUAAAUGGUACAAUAUGUACAUUUUUUAUGCUUGUAGCAGUUUUAUUAUUUGUGGUGCAGUUAGUUUUUUGAUAUUUGCCUCUGUAACCUGAGAACAUGCUCAAUGAUUCUUCUUCCUAAGUUUUAUAUAUUUAAGUUUGAUAGAUUUUUUUUAAUAUUUUUAGUUGUCAGAUAAAUGAAAAUUGAAUCUCUAGAAUUUCCCCAUCUCUCUUAAGGGAAAAGUAAUGUUUUCAAUGUAAGUAUAUAUUGUACAUGUACCUAUGUUUAUGUGUCAAAUUUUAUUGUUUUGUUGAUCAUGUCUCAUUAUUUAGCCCGCAUCAGAUUCUUUUAACAUGCUUACCAGACAUGAACUUUGAUGUUCUGUAGAAGUACCGUACUUUUUUCCGCGUGGUAUUAAUUUACGUUAUGUACGCAGUCAAAAAUUUUCCGCGUAUAUUUGUCUAAGCGAACUAAAUAUAAAUGUUAGGCAUAUAGUGACAAUCUAGAAAAUCCGCAUAAUUUUCUACCUGCGGAUUAAACAGAAAUUGAGAUAAUGCGGAAUUAUGACCCCAUGGAAAAAAGUGCAUCUACAGUAUUUCUAAGUAGAUUGGACAGAUGGGUUAUUACAGGGCCAUAUCAGUCCAUACUGUAAAUGACCUAGAUCCCCUCUCGUACUUACUGUAUAGUUUAUAAUUUGAAGUUUGUACAGAAGAUACCAUAUCUAUACAAUACUUAACUGAACCUAAUUGUAUUACCAGCCAUUAGUUCUUCCCAUUGCAGGAUACUGAUAUGUCUCCAUAAGAUAAAAUGGGCAUAUUUUAAGUUGUUUGAAUCUCAUAUUUUAUCUCAAUUUAUUUUUCUACGUUAUCUCUAUCCAACCUUUGUUCUCUUUUGUGAUUGUUAUUUUUGAAUGUGCUCUAUUGCAUUUUCCUUUAGUAGAAAAUUUAUAUUUGCUAAUCUUUAUUGAUGUUUAGAGUCAACAAGAUUUUGUGAAACAUGGAACCUCACAACAAAUGUAGAUGUCCCAAAAGUAGUGAUUGUAUCCAUUGUCUGCUUCAACAAUCUUAUAUGUUGAUGAAAACUUGCAAAUUUUGUAAUUCAUAGAAUUAAAGGUUCACGUACUACACUGUGUCAAGUGGAGAAAGAUCUACAAAAGUUCAAGGCUAAAAAGUCAGGGGUAAUUGAAAAGUCUGUGACAACUUUUUUUUUGUCUCACAAUAAAAGAUAGAUAUCUACAAAUUUUAUGUUAUUAGAUUAAAUUAUUGCUGAUAAUGAAACCUAUUUGUUUGACAAUUGUAUUUAUUUGGAAGAUUGUUAAUAAAAGAAAUUGUAAAAUCACGAAUUU